AUAUUCGCCGAAUCAAGGGACCGUGUUAACCAUCAAUAUCAUCGCAUCUUCGAUCGAGAUGAGAGUCUAUAGAAAGGAGUAGAUCGCAGCCAUUUUCGUUAAUCAGUACACGUAGAUAUAUAGCUAUAGCUGGUUGGCGUCACUGUAUCCACGGACUGGAGUCGACGAAAGCCCCGUUCAUUUUACACGUUAACAAUUGUCACUUUUGAACGUAAGACUGCUGCUAUCGGGAGCCGGUUGAUCUGAUAUACGUGGCAAGAACUUGCUUUUCGAAGACUUUUUCAAGCAAGGAGGUCUACUAAAUACGCAAGCACAAUGACAGGCAAAAUGACUCUAAAAGAUAUAAAGGAUAAGCUCGAUGAUGAUACGCUGGAUCUCAGUUUAUGUGAUUUAGAAGAAGUGCCUGUAAAAGAAAUUUCUACUAUCAAAAGGUUUUCUCAUCUAGAUUUAUCAAACAAUGCACUGGUUACAUUACCCAAAACUUUUGCAACUCUGACGCAAAUAAUAAAGUUAGACUUGAGUAAAAAUAUGUUAACUGAAAUACCUGAAAAUUUUGGAGAACUUAAGCAGUUGAGGCAUCUGGAUCUAUACAGCAACAAAAUCAGUAGGCUUCCCUUAAGUUUAGGAGAAUUGAAGAACCUAAAGUGGUUGGAUUUGAAAGAGAAUCCACUGACCCCUGCAGUAGCCAGUAUCGCUGGUCCAUGCAGUAAUGCCAGCGAGUGCCAAGCUUGUGCUAAAAAUAUUGUUACAUAUCUUGCCAAUGUCAAAACGACCAUAAAUGAGGAGAAACAGCGCCGUCUCACUGCUGUACAGGAAAUUGAAAAGACUACAGCUAGCAAUAAAAAAGAAGCCAAGAAGAAGAAGAAAAAUGCAGAGAAAAAAGCUGCUGAGAAGGAAAAGUCUCCGAUUGUUAAGAAGGAGCCACCACAAGAGAAAAAUAGUGUACCAAAAUCUCCUAAAUCAAAAGUUGAUGAGCAUUCUAGUAAAAGAAAAGAUAGCAAUGCAGGAGUAUUCAGUCUCCUUUGCAGAGCCUUCAUUUCGUUGAUUAUGUGGUCAGUUUUCUUCGCUCUCCUGGCAAUCACUGUUUUAGCUGUAUUUCCAAUGUAUAAUGAGCAGCAAUCAGAAGAAAUCUUCAAGUACGUCGAGGUUCAAACAGGUGUGCCGUUAAAACAUUAUCAUCACGAGGGUAUUAGAUUAUUAGAAUCGUUCAUUGACAAAACGAAGUUGUGGACUAAUCACACGCGAGAGUUGGUAGAGAAAACUUACCAGCAGUACUUUUUAGAUGAGUCUGCCACUCAAACAACUAAGAAAAAUUAAUUCGCAAAUUGUGAAAGGUCUUUGGGCUCCCUCGCAAUUUUUCUUCUUCUAAAAAUUUUGAACGAACAAAUCAAUUGUAUAUGAGACUUAUCGGUUGUAAUAAUUUUUAAUGAUUUCUUAUUUCUUUCUUUCUUUUGAAAGAGCGCAUACGCGUUUGCCACCAAGUGGCAGUAAGCAUCAGUUUUUAACAUCGUACUUUUAGUAGGAAUUUUAUUUAGUCAAGAAGCUCUCGCAUUUUUGAGAAAUCGUUUUUAUUUCUACAUUCCACCCGCAAAGUCUGAUUGAAAAAAAAAAUUAUUUAAGUACUGAUAUAAUCUAAUCAUAAUAAAAAUGUUAUUGUACUGUUAUAUAAAUAAAGAUAACUACGUUUCUCGAUGAUAG
Molecule: messenger RNA, 1698 nt
Organism: Nasonia vitripennis (jewel wasp)
Lineage: Eukaryota; Metazoa; Arthropoda; Insecta; Hymenoptera; Pteromalidae
Product: leucine-rich repeat-containing protein 59
Exons: 7
Coding region: 316-1317 (333 amino acids)
Molecular function (GO): protein binding
Source: RefSeq, a predicted model, not a curated record